Molecule: messenger RNA, 1224 nt
Organism: Striga asiatica
Lineage: Eukaryota; Viridiplantae; Streptophyta; Magnoliopsida; Lamiales; Orobanchaceae
Source: the annotation of a GenBank genome assembly
AUGGACGAAUUAGAAAUUUACGAGCAUGAGAGACUCGCAGCCGGCGGGAUGGGCCCGGAGGAAGGGGGCGGAGGGAGGUCGGAAUCGCGGGUGCGGGAGUAUGGAUGGCGGCGAUUGGAUGGAGAUUUGGGGAAGAUGAUGAUGACUGAUGAGGAUCGGUGGAGAGCGUUUUCUAUCCUCCCCAUUUCGAGCUCUGCGGACACGGGACAUGGCGACUCCCGACAUCCAAACUCCACCGCGAUUGGCCGUCGCCGCCGCUCCACCAUUCCAACAUUUAUCCGGCCACUACGCGUCCUCUUCAUCUACACCCCUAUUGUCUAUUCGGUAGCUCACACCACCACCAGCACCACCGCAAAGGGCAGCUCAGCUUUAACCCUCGCCGGAGCUGCGCUUGUCCUCGCCUCACUACUGAUUCAUUUGACAAGAGAAGACUUCUGGCAUUUACUGACUGAUAUGCGUGGUUGCUAUUAUGCCUUCGCCAUCUUGGAUUUCUUGAUUAUUUGGGGCUUCCUAGGAAGUAGGAAGAAUGCUCUGGUAGUAGCUUCUUCUAAUACAGGAAGAGUCAGCUUGGGAGUAGCAGAUAUGUUUAUAUUGACGAAGACAGGAGAAAUCCCUGCUGUAGACCUAUCACCUGCAGCGUUUGCUCUAAUGAAGGAUCAUGGGAAUGUAAGAGCUUUGCUCACAAUGGGGCAGGCGCUAUUACAAAACAACCAAUUUGCUGAGGCUGCUCUCCUUGAGGCUGGCUAUCCUACAGAAACUGAACAAGUUAAUCUUUUAAUUCAUUCAUCUAUAUGGGCUGUUAUUGCAAAUGUGCGCCAGCCACUGAAGAUGAAUGAAAAUGACGAGGAUCCUAAUUUCCCACGAAUUGCUUGUUAUAACAUGUGUUCUGUCUUCAUCCUCUUACAGCAGAAUAGAUUUCCUUUUCACCUCGGAAUAUUCCUAGUAGCACCCAUCGCAUUGGAGAGUGUGAAUGAAGAUUUUGAAGUAGGAAAAGGUGGAGAGGGUCUUCUGCACCUGGAAAGAAUAGCUCAACUAGAAGAGCCUGAACAUCCCAAGAGCAAGGCUCACUACAAUGAAGGUCUACUUGUCCUAUCAGGGGUGCAGUUAGAUUGCUGGUACAAGGCCAUUGUCUAUGAUCCUGCGUACAGUAUGUAUCUCGAAAAAUUCGAAUGUGAUCCAAACAAUAUUGCCAGUGAUCUCGUGAUCAACAGGGGAGAGUUAUGA